UGCGCCGCGUGCGCAACGCGUGAGGAAUUGUUAGUAUAACCUGUCGUAAUGUUUUUUCGCUAACAUUCUUCGACGUUAUAGUUAUAACAGUUUGCUUGAAGUUUAAAUAACAAUAAAAUAAAUUAAUAAACUCGAGACUGUAACUUUGGAAAGACAUAACUUAAUUAAAAAUGACCGUCGAUGGGACAAAUAGCAACGAACAGGUGAUUUUCGUCACGGGAGGUUACGAUCACACUAUCAAGAUAUGGCAACCACAUACAGGCGUCUGUCAACGCACAUGUCAACAUACGGAUUCUCAAGUAAAUGCGUUAGAUAUAACACCAGACAAGUAUGUGAUAGCUGCUGCUGGAUAUCAACAUAUACGGAUGUAUGACUUAGCUUCAAACAAUCCCAAUCCUGUUAUUAAUUAUGAAGGAGUGUCAAAAAAUAUUACUAGUUUAGGCUUUCAGGAAGAAGGAAAGUGGAUGUAUACAGGAGGAGAAGACUGUUCUGCAAGAGUAUGGGAUCUCAGAUCGAGCAGCUUCCAAUGUCAAAGACUUUUUCAAGUGUCUGCACCUGUAAAUUGCGUUUGUUUACAUCCUAAUCAAGCAGAAUUGAUUGUUGGUGAUCAAAGUGGAGUCAUACACCUAUGGGAUCUUCGUUCAGAUCAUAAUGAACAACUGAUUCCUGAGGCUGAAUCUUCGAUUCAAGAUAUCGCAGUGGAUCAGGAUGGCACUUACAUGGCAGCUGUAAAUAACAAAGGACAUUGCUAUAUCUGGACUCUAAUGGGAGGCACUGGAGAAGAACCUACAAAACUUAAUCCUCGUCAUAAGCUCAUAGCUCAUAAGCGUUAUGCUCUUCGUUGUAAAUUCAGUCCCGAUUCUACAUUGUUGGUAACGACAUCAGCUGAUCAAACCGCUCGAGUAUGGAGAACAACCGACUUUUCUGAAGUACAAGUGCUUCAGCAUGAAGCAAAACGUUGGGUUUGGGACGCAGCAUUCAGCGCGGAUUCUCAAUAUAUAUUUACUGCUUCUUCAGACGGAGUCGCGAGAUUGUGGAAUGCGUCUUCGGGAACAGUAGAGCGGGAAUAUCAAGGACAUCAAAAAGCUGUCACAGCUCUCGCUUUUCGCGACGAAAUUGUUUCUGUAAACUAGAUUUGGAUAUGUAUGUGUUUACCAUAUGCAACAACAUAUACAAAAUAUAUACAAAACUUAAUGUGAUAAUUUAAUACUUGGUUUUGUUAGUAAAAACUAAGAUAUUGUGAAGUACAUUUGCAAAGUUUUGUGCUUCAUAUACAGGUGCGGCAAUAUCUUCUGUUUCUUCUCCUCUCUCAUUUAUUUUGAUACAUUUGGUUUAAUAAACUUGCAGUCUUAAAAUAAGUUUACACUUAUUUAAAGCAUAUAUCACAAAGCAACUAUGUAUGUACGAUAGACUCUUAAGUAUUAUACCGAUAAACAUCGAAACAGUGACAUAAUUGGUCAACAUAAAAAAAAAUAGUACUAAAUUGUUUACAUUCGCCUAAAUAAACUUGAAGAUCUUGUAUAUUCCUUUUCUUUUUUCUUCUUUCUCUAAGUUUUGUCAAAUUUUUAUUAGAUAAAAGAUAUUAAUUUACUUCUUUUUAUUUUAGUACAUAAGUUACUAAAUUAACCUUAGAAUGCACGAUUCACACACACAUAUAUAUGUAACCGAUGUUUGUGUUCGUGACAUUUAUUAUACUAUUAUAAGAGCUAUGUGAAUAUUAUAAUUUUAAGAUGACUUUAUGUAUAUAUGAAUAAGUACGAUAUUAUAUCUUACCAUUUAGUGAUAUAAUAAAUAUCACAAACAUCUUUGUAAAACUUUUAACAAAGCAGUUUUCUUCCCAAUAGAUUUCAUGUGUCUGUCACAGUGACAGGUCUUAUUCAUAUUAAAAUCGAUACGGUCAUAGUAUUAACACCUAACGAUAUUUAAAAUGUAUAAAAAAUAUUUUAAAAAUGGUUUGCAGUAGACUUCGUAACGUAGAGACAAUUUGGCGUAUGAAGUAACGUUUUGGAAGUCUGGUAACCAGAAAUAAAACUGUGUGUGCGUAGCCUAAAAUAAUUGUGAAAAUUUUACAAGAUAAUUGUUGUCAAAACAUAUUGUUGCAAACUGAUGAUGCAUUCUAAGCUUAAAAUAGUACAUAUAAAGAAUGUCUAACAACUGUUUCCUUGCACGGUAUGUAUUCUUGGAAUAUUCUUAUAUUACUUGUGAUCUGCUGAAGACACACACGACACGAGUACCAAUACGCAUU
This is a messenger RNA of Pseudomyrmex gracilis, 2245 nucleotides long. RefSeq names its product target of rapamycin complex subunit lst8 (gene Lst8). Gene Ontology annotation, cellular component: TORC1 complex; TORC2 complex. NCBI's taxonomy places the organism in Eukaryota, Metazoa, Arthropoda, Insecta, Hymenoptera, Formicidae. The record is from RefSeq and is a predicted model, not a curated record. The transcript is spliced from 7 exons. Bases 171 to 1133 code for a protein of 320 amino acids. Gene Ontology annotation, molecular function: protein binding. Gene Ontology annotation, biological process: regulation of actin cytoskeleton organization; TOR signaling.